AUGUCUUCCCCCGUCUCUUGGCACACACUCCCCACCGAAAUUCAACUGGCAGUCAUUGACGGCCUGCGUCAACCAGACGUUCUAGCUCUAUCCAAGGUUGACCAACGAACCUACAGAGCUUGUGUACCAGCAAUCUUCAAAAGCGUUAAAAUUCCCAACUUCGAAGCCUUGCAACGCUUCCUGUGUAACGUGCCUCGUGGCUACUUGAGCCACAUUCAAGAGCUUUUCAUUUCUACACAAGAUGCCGUCUCAAAGCCGAUAUCACUACGCGUCCGAACGGAUUUUGUCAUCUCAUUGCUUUCGGCUACACCUCGUUUGGUUAAGCUGUCACUCCAAAUGGCAGGAUCAUUGGACAAAAGCGUGAUCACACCCUUCCCCUACCUCACCGCUUUGAAACAUCUUCACAUUGCAAACUGCGCCGAGGAAGAAAAAACCCCAUUCGUGCACAGGAGUGAGAGGCUGGUCGUUUCAAUCGCUGCUUCUCUUAGGAACCUAGAAGACCUUUCACUCGAUCGCAUCUCUCGUUCAAAAAUCCACGCUCCAGAUUUAGAUGGCGUCUUUCCUUAUAUUCCGCUCGUUAUCGGGGACGAGGACAUCCCGACUCACUCCCUCCUUGGACCGGAUCUUUCCCUACCGUCCCUUCUUCGUAUCCCAAGCUUGCGUAAACUCACCAUUCGCGACACUCACCUCGGCGAUGAACGGUGGGCAACGACCUCGGUUGCAUGUCGGCUCGAGGUCCUGGACCUCGGAAGCUGCCAGCACGCGAACGACGCGUUCACCGAACGGAUCAUGGCUGCCGUAGGCCCAUCGGUUGAUGAAUUCACCCUCACCACCGCGGUAUCGGAUAAUCUCUUUGCCAAACCCUCUGUGACGCCCCUGCAACGCCUACGUAAACUCCAUAUUACGCCCUAUUUCCCCAUCGAGAGUGUUGUUGACACUAUGUCCAACCUCGCUGGGUCUCCUAUUGAAACGUUGUCGAUGCAGUGCUACGAGGACGAUGUUGUUGACGCUUGUGCCGCCUUGGAGGACUUUUUAUCCCUCAAGAUUGAGCGGGGCCCUCGAUUCUACGACAAACUCAAAAACAUCAAUGUGUCUGUCACUUCGAGCCUUGAUGGUUCAUUGGUUACCCCUGAGGAGGCCCAUGAGCGACUGGCAGCAACUCGCCGCCUACAGGCCUUCUGCUGGGACCUCUGUUUGGCGAGUAUUGUGGAGAAGUAUGCGGCUUCCAAUGGGGGCGAGCACACGUCCGUCACCUCUUUCACCGACGCUCGGCGAGGGAAUAUCAUUGGGGAUUCAGAAUUACAACACAAAGCUAAGCAGCUGAAAAACACACCAUUCCGCCCUAUGAAGAUCCUAACAAUCCUUGGCGUUGGGAAUGUUACCAGUCCCGCCGGGAACGGAUCCAUGGCCUCUGUCAGAUUCGCGAACACCGGUGCAGAGUACUGUGAAUCACAGAUUGCACAAAUUUUGAUUGCGAGGCCUUGGGGCGGCUACUAUCCACAAUUCUUUCUCGUUCAUGAACGCCAAAAUCAUUGGCGCGGGCAGGAAAACGUGACUGACACUGGUCCCGAUGCCAACGGAACGCUGAAGGCCCGUGUCUUUCGUAUGACAAGACUGAUGGGCGCAGUCGCGGUUCCAAAGGAUGACGUAGAUUGGGUUUCUUGUGCUGCUCUUCGGAUCCGGUAUUGUCAUGGCAUCGUGUAUGAUGUUGAUACCAACGCUUCGGGUGUGAUGGUUAGCAAUGUCAAUACUGUCACUUUGCGCAUCCCAUUCGAUGUCGACUCCUCUUAUAUGGGAGAGACCGCUGCUGCGACAGACGACCUUCAGGUCGUCUCGUUGAAAGCCCGACUUGCAGUCCAUUCUGGUAGACUACCUAUCUGGAGAGGAACCGCUUGGGCUCAAGUCAAGAACGGAAAGCUGACAGAAUUCUUAUGA
Messenger RNA from Laccaria bicolor S238N-H82, 1935 nucleotides. RefSeq lists its product as uncharacterized. The transcript is spliced from 11 exons. The coding region runs from base 1 to 1935 and encodes 644 amino acids. Lineage: Eukaryota; Fungi; Basidiomycota; Agaricomycetes; Agaricales; Hydnangiaceae. The record is from RefSeq and is a predicted model, not a curated record.